UGUGUGUGCUGUAGCCUAUGUGAACAUGCUGUGUGGGAGGAGUCUGUACUUGGCUGUUCCCUGACCUUGGACGAGAAAAGCGUCUGGAUAUGAGAGAGCGAGAAAGACAGACUUGGAGAGUCUGGUAUCAACAUAAUGCACAGCACACCAUAAGGAAGGGAGGGGGACAGGCAGAGACAAUGGAGGCUGCGGUAUAGGCUACUGCAGUGCAGGUUUGUGGGUUGUUGUUUCUGUGGCUGAAGAUAGAUUUUACAUUCGAAUUCUGAGAGACACCUGGCAACCCGCAGCUGAGCUGGAGAGUGAUAAUGUCUGUACAGGCCAGACGACAACACAGCAUACAGCAGCCAAUGAAAGAGCCCGGAACAGGAAGCUGAGAUGGAGUUCCCAGGGUGCCCAGCUGCUGCCGGUGUUGCCAUGGGCGACGAGGCGGAGCAGGCAGAGAAGGAGGGCCACGCCCAGGUUCUAUUUGAUGAGUUUGUCCAGGCGUCUACCUGCAGAACGACACUCCGUGCCUUCAACCUGCUGUGUGAGCACCUUCAGCUCACACACACACAUACUCAGCCACAGACAUACUCCGCAACGCAGCCGCAGAGGCCUUUCUACCACACCCUCAAAGAACGCCUCAGCUACUGGAAGGCAAACGCACUGUGGGCCAAACUGGACAAACGGGCGGCCCACCACGAAUACGGGAAGGGCCGUGUCUGUGCCAACACCACGUGUGUGAUCAUCGGGGCGGGGCCGUGUGGUCUGCGUACAGCAGUAGAGCUGGGGUUCCUGGGGGCCAGAGUGGUGCUGCUGGAGAAGAGAGAUGCCUUCUCCAGGAACAACGUCCUUCACCUCUGGCCUUUCACCAUCCACGACCUCAGGGGCCUCGGGGCCAAAAAGUUCUACGGCAAGUUCUGUGCUGGAGCCAUUGACCACAUCAGUAUACGGCAGUUACAGUUGGUGUUAUUAAAGGUGGCUCUGUUGCUGGGGGUGGAAGUCCAUGUCAACGUAGAGUUCAAGGGACUGGUGGAGCCACCUGCGGACCAGGAGCAACAGAAGGUAGGCUGGAGGGUGGAGGUGAAACCCAAGUCUCACCCUAUUAACCAACUGCAGUGUGACGUGGUGAUCGGAGCUGAUGGACGACGGAACACACUGCCAGGGUUCAGGCGUAAGGAGUUCCGUGGCAAGCUGGCCAUUGCCAUCACAGCUAACUUCAUGAACCGUAACACCACGGCUGAGGCCAAGGUGGAGGAGAUCAGCGGAGUGGCCUUCAUCUUUAACCAGAGGUUCUUUCAGGAGCUACGGGACGCCACGGGAGUGGACCUGGAGAAUAUAGUGUACUACAAGGACGACACGCACUACUUUGUGAUGACGGCUAAGAAGCAGAGUCUGCUGGAGAAAGGAGUCAUUCUGCGGGACUAUGCAGACACAGAAACACUUCUCUCACGGGGAAACGUGGACCAGAAUGCGCUGCUGGCCUACGCCCGCGAGGCGGCGGACUUCUCCACCAAUCACCAGCUGCCGUCCCUGGACUUUGCCAUGAACCACUACGGGCAGCCUGAUGUUGCCUUGUUUGACUUCACCUGUAUGUACGCGUCAGAGAACGCUGCACUGGUCAGACAGAGACAUGGACACCAUCUGCUGGUCACACUGGUGGGAGACAGCCUUCUGGAGCCGUUCUGGCCCAUGGGGACAGGCAUAGCACGGGGGUUCCUGGCAGCAUUGGAUUCUGCCUGGAUGGUACGGAGCUGGGCUCAAGGCCUCGCCCCCCUGGACAUACUUGCUGAAAGAGAGAGUCUGUAUCGCCUCCUUCCUCAGGCCUCUCCAGAAAACGUCAACAAGAACUUUGGUCAAUACACCGUCGACCCAGCUACCCGCUACCCAAACAUCAACCCCCAACUCAUCACACCCGCACAGGUGGGGCAUCUAAUAUACACAGAAGAGAGUGGAGGUUCGGGUGCGGACCAGGAACCACGACCCCGAUCCCCCUUGCCGAAGCUACUACGACAGGAGUCCUUCUCUCGCUCCAGUAAGCUUUUGUCAUGGUGCCAGCAGCAGACACAGGGUUACCGUGGCGUUGCGGUUAGCGACCUCACUACUUCCUGGAAGAGUGGCCUAGCUUUGUGUGCCCUCAUCCACCACUAUCGACCUGACCUCAUUGACGUUGACUCUCUAAAGGAGGAUGAGGGGGAGGAGAAUAUGAGGUUGGGGUUGGAGGUGGCAGAGAAGGAGUUUGGCAUCUCUCCUGUGAUGACUGUCGAGGAGAUGUCGUCUGUCAGUGAAACGGACACUCUCUGUAUGGUCAUGUACCUCAGCCAGUUUCACCAGCUCUUCAAGGACGCACUGCCCCCAAGCGAAUCCCAGACUGAGAGUCCAGAUGGGAGGGCUGCUGUGAUUGGUCCUGCCUCUCUCCUCAGUCGCCUGGGCCACAGCCCAUCCCGCAAGCGCAACCCCAAGGAGCAGAAGGAGAAGGAUGCGGUGGGGAAAAGGAGGAAGACCAGUCGGCCAUGUCUGGAGGAUGUGAGACAAGAUCUCAGAUUAGUGGACAGUUAUGAGGAAGAGGCUGCCGUGUGCUCUGUGGGUGGAGCAAGCCAGAGCAGAGUGCGCUCGAUGGCCAAUCAGCUGCUGGCCAAGUUUGAGGAGAAUGCCCCUUGCCCGUCCUCCACGCCAGCUGCAGUUCUCCGCAGACAGGGGGACUCCAUGCCCAUGCUUCCACCUCCUCCAGCAUCCCCUGACCCCCAGGACGCAACCUUUGUGGCCUCCGCUGCCACCUGGAAACAGAAGAAGCGCACACAGCAGCAGGAGCAGAUGAGUUUCAAGUACAAGGAAAAGGUCAAAUGUCACACUCUGCCCAGCAGGGGGGAGCAGGUGCGUCAAAUCCUACGCAACUCGCAGUCCGUCAACCAACAGACGAAUGUUGCGCCAUCUGGCAAAUACGUUCAGAUGUACACAGGGGGAGUGAGCUCAUUGGCUGAACAGAUAUCCUGUCAGCUUCAAAGUCAGGAGUCACCGUCACCCCAGCAUACUCCUGAUAGGAAGGAAUCAGCUGGCGUUCACUCUGUGUUGGCGGGGCCAGGGCCAGGAGGGGCCAGUGACGUGUGUUUCUUCUGCAGUAAGCGUGUGUACGUGAUGGAGAGACUCAGUGCUGAGGGACUGUUCUUCCACCGGAGCUGCUUCCAGUGUGACCACUGCAGCUCCACUCUUCGCCUAGCCUCUUACGCCUACGACCGACCUAACGGGAAGUUCUACUGUAAGCCGCACUAUGACCUCCGUCUGGUUGGGCCGGUCCAGAGGAAGAGACCAGCCCCUCCUACCUCCGACCAGCACCCAGCCCCCUACGAACGGACCCCCUCUCAGCGGACCCUCCUGGAGUCCCAAGCUGCUCUGUCCACUAACCCUCGCUCCUCAGUAACUGUGAUGACAGCAGAUCGCAGGUCCUCAGUGGCAUCUCUGAUUGAGAGGGAGUGUGGCUUGGCUAAGCGCGUGCGCGGCACGCCAGAACGUAUAGAGCUGGAGAACUACCGUGGGAGCUUGGGGAGCCUGGAGACUGAGCAGCUAACAGAUGAGCCGGAGGAGGUGCCAGAGGAGACGCUGGCCAAUUACAACCUCAGUCUGUUGGUGACAGAGGAGAAGAAGGCCAAUCACAAGCGCAGCUCGUUGUGGGACAACGAGGGCUCCAGUUCAGAAUCAGAAACGGAAGAGGAGGGGGAGAGGCAGCGGGCUCUAACCAAUGACCUGGCUAGAGACUCAUGGAGGAAGGCCAUGGAACUACACGCACGCCUCCGAGGAGAGAGAGGAGAUGACGAAGAAGAGACAGAAGAAGGAGAGGAGGAAGGAGAGGUUGAUGAAGAUGAUGAUGAUGAUGAGUUAUCUAGUGAUGAAGGGGAGUACUGUCCGUGGGAGAGGGAGCGUCACUCAGGUCUGUGGCUCCUUCCUCUAGAAGAGGUGGAGGAGACAGGGGAAGGAGCAUCUCCCCUCACCGCUGAGGAGGUAGCCUCGUUGGACGAGUGGCAGCAGAGCACGCACUCUCCAGACACACACUCUCCAGACACAUACUCUCCAGACACACACUUUCCAGACACACACACACCUGCCACACACACGCCUGACACACACUCUCCAGACACACACACGACUGACAUACAACUGCCUGACUCGACAACACCCGACACACACGGUCCAUUCAGCCCCACCAGUGUACCCAAUAUCACCUUCUCCACUCCAGCCACUGCCUCAACACCGUUCACACCCUUAACGUCGCAUGCACCCACACCCACGUCCUCAGUCUCAAUUCCAGACUCCUCUGUCUUUACCUACUCCUCCCCCAACUCCUCCACCACCUCUGGCUGCUCCCCGGGUCCAGACGAGGGAGAGGAGGAUGGGGAGAAGAAAGAGAUGAAGGAGAGAAAAGAGCGAGAGGAGAGGGAGAGAGGGGGGAAGGAGAGGGAGAGGGUGCGUGACUCCAGCAGUAGUUCGGGGAUCGGUGUGGGCGGGAGCUCCACCACCUCUACCUCGGACCCUCUCACCCCUCCCGGCAUCCCUCCCCCCGCCCAGCUCAAGGCAUGCUGGGAUAGCCUGCCCCACCCUGCUGUGGAGGCGGAGUCACUGCAAAGCCCCACCUCUCGCUCUGCCCCUCGAUUUGCCCCCGCACCUAUCAUGGUGUCGGCUGUUGUGGGGGUCAGGGGCAAGAAGCUGAAACCAUGGGACAUGGAUGGGGGAAGGGGAUCUGUUGCGGGGGGGUCUGUUGGGGCGGGGUCUCUUGGCGAGCAGCUGUGUAAAGGUGUAGUAAUAGACCCCUUAGAGGACAUCAACCCCCCUUUGUCCCCCCUGAAGCCCCUUAAGGCAGUGCCCAGAGACGAGAGAGAGAUCGGGAGGAAGAGGGAGAUGGAGAGGAGGAGGGAGAUAGAGAGAGCAGCCAUGGGAGUGGGCUGGGAGGAUACGAAAAUCCCCCUGGGAAGGGAGCCUCUCCCAGGGAAGAGCAGAGGUGGUCUAGACCCCCGCAGACUCGCAGAGAGCCUGCCUCCCCUCCUCCUCACACAACUCCAGGGGGGCUCCCUCUUCCCUUCACGUAAGUGCCGCAGGGACAACCAGCCCCCCAGCCAGAGUGUGUCGGAAGCGGGCAUAGGAGAAGGUGGACCCCUGGGCCUGUGGAGAGCUGUCUUCUCUGGCUAUAAGAAGGACCGGAAGAAGAAGGGCAGGACUUCCCUUCCCAUUAUGACAACAGCCCCAGCCCCCAAAGAGCAGGGCAGGAGGAAAACAUCUGCGGAGAGAAGAGGUGUGAAGUUCAGGGAGCGCCAGAGCUGGUCGGAGCCGGAGGAGUCAGACAUCACCUGCUCUGUUGUGAUGGAGAGAUGCUCCAUGAACCCCAAGGCCAACCUUCGUCUGGAGCUGUUUGACCUAACGUCAGACCUUCAGAAGGAAACCAUUGAGGAGGAGGAGGAAGAGGAGAAUGAGGAAGGGGAGAGGCACGUGGGGAAGGAGAGGGAGAGGGACAGUUCCCCCCAUAUAGAUACACAGCGGAAGUCAUCGUGCCCUACGGAAGUUGUGGGGGUACUGGUGCACAUGAAGGACCUGAAGGACCCGUCCAGCCUGGAUGUGUCAGAGGCCAUGUUCCACAGAGAGAGAGACCCAGAGGAGGAGCAGCUAGACGCCAGGUUAACACGCAGAGUGCAGAGGGCAGCACGUAAACAGGCCAAACAAGAGCAACUCAAGAGACUGCACAGAGCCCAGAUGAUCCAAAGGCAGUUGGAGCAGGUGGAGGAGAAGCAGAGGCAGCUGGAGGAGAGGGGUGUGGCUGUUGAGAAGGCCUUGAGAGGGGAAGCAGACUACUGGGGAGAGUCGAAUGACAGUGAAGAGCUGGACUUACACCUUGGCGUCAUGGGCAGGCAGGAUGACCCAGCUCUGAUGCAGCAGUGGUUCAAGCUGGUCCAGCAGAAGAACUGUCUGAUGCGCUAUGAGUCAGAACUCAUGAUAUUUGCUCGGGAGCUGGAGUUGGAGGACAGACAGAGCCGUCUUCAACAGGAGCUCAGAGAGAGGAUGGCCGUGGAUGACCACCUGAAGGGCGAGGCAGAGCUGGCUGAGGAGAAGCUAAUCCUGGGGGAGAUGUUGGAGGUGGUGGAGCAGAGAGAUGCUCUGGUGUCUCUGCUGGAGGAGCAGCGGCUGCAGGAGAGCCAGGAGGACAGAGACCUGGAGGCCAUCAUGCUGUCCCGGGGCCUGGGCCUGCACAACUGGGCCUGAGCUCUAUCCCGGAGCCUGGGCCUGCACAACGGAGCCUAAGCAACAGACACUCACGUCACUUCCUCUCUAAAGCUGCGAUCAGGGUCAUGGUUGUGAGGUCACUUCGCCUCUGAUACAACAUUAUGACCAGGAUCAAGGCGGGACUGUGUCUGGAUGAUUCAUUUUAAGGAUUGGAUAUGUUUCCCUAAUCCCCACUGCUACACCCAUCCUGCUACACCCCUGACCCACUGACUGAUGGGCCUUUGAGAUGGCUCGAUGUUCUAUGCGCACUAUACUCACCCAGGCUGUUGUUACGGCGAUAUAUGGCAUGUUUGAAUGAUUUUUAUUGUUAUUCAUUAACAAUUUAGAGAAAUGUAUAUUAUGUAAAAAGAAACCAUACAAUUUUUUAAAAACUUUCUUUUUUUUAAAUUACACUAAUUAUGUUUUACAUCAUACAUUGGAUAAUAAAGACAUUCUGACAUCA
Salvelinus fontinalis (brook trout) is the source of this 6685-nucleotide messenger RNA. Its product is annotated as protein-methionine sulfoxide oxidase mical3b-like. The transcript has 34 exons. Bases 376 to 6222 code for a protein of 1948 amino acids. NCBI's taxonomy places the organism in Eukaryota, Metazoa, Chordata, Actinopteri, Salmoniformes, Salmonidae. The record is from RefSeq and is a predicted model, not a curated record. Gene Ontology annotation, molecular function: FAD binding; protein binding.